Messenger RNA from Linum trigynum, 1698 nucleotides. The record is from the annotation of a GenBank genome assembly. NCBI's taxonomy places the organism in Eukaryota, Viridiplantae, Streptophyta, Magnoliopsida, Malpighiales, Linaceae.
CGGGCAGAGCCUAAUCUAACGGUGCAGAUCAACUUAUCAGAAAAUGAGGAAAAGGGGGAAAACAGAAAAUUCCAGAAGAACAAAAACUGUCUAAUAGUUAGGGCAAAAUACGCUCUUCUGAAUCUGAUCCCCAAAUUGAAUUGGAUCGAUCUUGGAUACUACUGAUGAAUUUAGGGUUAGGGUUCUUGUUCACCCUCUGAUGGAGACGGACUACGUCGCCGAGUUCCUUCAUAAUCACAUGGAUCGACGUCCCAGAAAGAGACCUAGGCUCGCUUGGGAUUUCCCGCCUCAAACUCACACCAAGGCUCAGCCGGGAUUGUAUUUUGGACAAGAUGUUGGAAAUGGGACAAGCAUGGGACCUUCAAGAGUACUACUCGCAGACCAUUCCAGUUUAUAUCUAAAAGGAUUGGCUCAAAAGGGCUCUCCCCCAUGGCGAGACGAUGACAAAGAUGGACAUUACAUGUUUGCUCUCGGAGAGAAUUUAACAUCUCGCUACAAGAUCCAUAGGAAAAUUGGCGAAGGAACCUUUGGUCAGGUUUUGGAAUGCUGGGAUAGGGAAACGAGAGAGAUGGUUGCCGUAAAAGUUGUGAGAAGUAUAAAAAAAUACAGGGAGGCAGCAAUGUCCGAAAUUGAUGCACUCCAGUUGCUAGGGAAGUAUGAUAGAAAUGGCAGCCGUUGUGUACAAAUAAGAAACUGGUUUGACUACCGGAACCAUAUCUGCAUUGUCUUUGAGAUACUUGGACCAAGCUUAUACGAUUUUCUUCGAAAAAAUAGUUAUCGACCAUUCCCAGUAGACCUUGUCCGUGAGCUUGGCAGACAACUCUUGGAAUGUGUAGCAUUUAUGCAUGACUUGCUUCUUAUCCAUACCGAUCUGAAGCCAGAGAAUAUACUCUUUGUUUCUCCAGAUUAUGUGAAAAUUCCAGACUACAAGGUUCCAGCACAUUCAUUUAGUGAGGCAGGCUGUUACAAGAGGUUGCCAAAGUCUAGUGCCAUUAAGGUCAUUGAUUUUGGCAGCACUGCUGAUGGUCAUAAACAUCACAACUAUAUUGUUUCCACCAGACAUUACCGUGCGCCCGAGGUUAUCCUUGGCCUUGGAUGGAGUUACUCAUGUGACAUAUGGAGUGUCGGCUGUAUAUUGGUGGAACUUUGCACAGGGGAAGCAUUGUUCCAGACCCACGAUAACUUGGAGCACUUAGCUAUGAUGGAAAGAGUAUUAGGCCCGUUACCUCAGCAGAUGCUGAAGAGAGCGGAUCGACACACUGACAAGUACGUGAGAAGAGGUAGGUUGGAUUGGCCCGACAAUGCAACCUCUCGUGAUAGCAUUAAAGCCGUCAUGAAGCUGCCUCGUCUUCAGAACCUUGUAAUGCAACACGUGGAUCACUCGGCGGGAGACAUAAUCGACCUCUUGCAGGGUCUUCUUCGGUACGACCCUUCGGCCAGGCUAACGGCUCACGAGGCCCUCGGGCAUCCUUUCUUCUCAAGGGACCCUUACAGGAGACUUUGAAUCAAAAGAAGAAGAUAUUGGAUGCUAAUAAUCAUUAAUGUGUGUCCCCCCUUAAAGAAGGAAGUAACGGCUUUUUACGUCAUCAAUUCGGGUUGAAGAGUGUACCAUAUUAUGGGGAUUGCUUUUCUAUGUACUCUUUAUAUCGAGGAGAAUCAAGCUGUUCAGUCGCUGACGAAUACAAAGUGUUCUGAACC